CUCCGCUCCUCUCGAAGAUUUUCCUGCUUAUAGUUGCAAUAUUUGGCGUAGCAAUCCAAGAGAAAUUGGCAACUUGAUAGUUUUGGGGAUCUAUAACAAUGCUUCAGUUCCAACCACAUUGAUACAGCCCAAUCAAUCUGAAAAAGCCAAGAGAAAAUUGGCAACUUGAGCAAGUGACGGUGGGCUUGUUACCUGAUACAGCCCAAUCAAUCUGAUAAAGCCAGAAGCUCAUGAAAGUAUUGAUGAACGGCGGCUCGGUUGCAUUUGCGACGAUAUCCUUGGGCCUUUUACGAUAUUUGGGGCUUUGACGUUUGGUGUCGUCAGAGCGAGCAAGAACCAUUACUGCGGUGAGUCGCAACAAGCUCAUAAGCGUACAUUGCAUUGCUGUAUAGUCGAUUACGGUGCAGACGAGAAUGAGGAUGAAAUAAAGACCAAGAAUGAGGGCAGAAAUGGAAAUGUCAGCGUGUUGCAACAGUGGCAUUUGCAUCUUCCUCGCUGCGUCACCAGUCGAAGCAGCUCGGAGUCGCUUCUGUUCCAACCGCGACGGAACUCACCCCCAAACAGAUUUGCACCCUAACGGGGUGGGCCGACAAGGCGUUGGAACUCACCCCCAAACGGUGCCAUGUGUGAAGAGGUAAAGCUUGGACGCAACGAUGAAGCUUUGUCAACAUGGGUUGUUAAAACAUGAACUUUCAACUGAUGCAGGCAGUACUGCUGUUGGCUAGCAUAGCAAUGGCAGUGAAAAACAUAGCCUCUGAUCAAUCUGCUCUUCUUGCCUUGAAAGGCCUUGUUACUCACGACCCUCUCAAUACCCUGGAAACCAACUGGUCAUCCAAGGCUUCUGUUUGUCAAUGGAUUGGUGUCACUUGUAAUGCACGGCACAAGAGAGUCAUGGCCUUAAAUCUAUCUUUCAUGGGUCUUACAGGAACUCUGCCCCCUCAUAUAGGAAAUCUAUCAUUCCUUGUUCAGUUGAGCAUUAGAAACAAUAGUUUUCAUGGCUCUUUGCCUAAUGAGUUGGGUCGACUGCGUCGGUUAAAGCAAAUUGACUUCAGCUUCAACGACUUCGAUGGAGAAUUCCCUCCCUCUCUGUGCAUUCUCCCAAAGCUAGAGGCUUUGAACAUGAGAUAUAAUGCUCUUGAAGGAAAUAUUCCAGAACUGAUUGGUGUGCUUCCCAAAUUGAAGACACUAAGCUUGGAAUAUAAUCAACUUUCAGGUCCCAUGCCUUCUACCAUCUUCAACAUAUCUUCCCUGCAAAUUCUUGACCUCAGUAAUAAUAUGCUUCAUGGUUCUGUUGCCUCUACCAUCAUCAACACAUCUUCACUGCAAUUCCUUGAUCUUACCUUUAACAAUUUAUCUGGUAGCCUUCCUGUGAACAUGUUCGAUCAUCUUCAGAAUUUAAAGGGCCUUUAUUUGUCCCAAAACCAAAUUUAUGGUGAACUUCCGAUCAGUCUUUUCAACUGCAAGCAGCUGCAAGUUCUGUCAUUGGCAUACAAUUAUUUCUCUGGAGGCAUAUCCACCAGAAUUGGAAAUUUGACUAUGAUGAAGAGGCUGUAUCUGGGUGAUAACAAUCUGGAAGGUGAUAUUCCUCAAGAAAUCAGUUACUUGGAAAAUAUGGAGUUACUGAAUCACCUUACAGGAAACAUACCAGAAGCUUUAGGAAAUUGUACUUUCCUCACAGAAAUGAAUUUGGAACUAAACAACUUGACAGGUGAAAUACCACUUGAAAUUGGCAAUCUUCCGAUUCUCGAAUAUCUUAGCAUCGGAAAUAAUAGCCUAACUGGUUCCAUCUCACCUACAAUCUUCAAUAGCACAACAAUGCAAAUCAUUUCAUUGGCAGCAAAUCGCCUCUCGGGUCAUCUCCCAUUAAGCUUAGGCAACUGGCUUCCAAAUCUUGAGGGGCUUUUCCUAUGGUCAAACCAGAUUGGUGGAAUAUUCCCACUCUCUAUUACUAAUGCAUCUAAGCUAACCACCAUAGAAGUGGCUGAUAACUUAUUUACUGGUUUUAUUCCUACCACAUUAGGGAAUUUAAGACAGCUAAAGUUCCUCAACCUUGCCCGUAAUAACUUGACCAGUGAGGCUACUCCGGAGUUGAUGUUCCUAUCAUCACUGACAUAUUGCAGAAACUUAGUUACUUUGAUAGUAUUUGAAAACCCACUCAAUGGCAUCCUUCCAGCUGUUUCAUUUGGGAAUCUCUCCGCAUCUCUCGAAGAUUUUUCAGCUUAUAGUUGCAAUAUUUGGGGUAGCAUUCCAAGAGAAAUUGGCAACUUGAGCAACUUGAUAGUUUUGCGGCUCUAUAACAAUGACCUGACUGGUUCAGUUCCAACAACAGUGAUAGGAUUGCAGAACCUCCAGGGUAUGUUCCUUCAUCAAAAUAGGUUGCAGGGCUUUAUCCCAUAUGAAAUUUGCCAACUGAGGAGCUUAGUUUUCUUAAGUUUAUACAAUAAUAGCCUGGAAGGAUCAAUUCCAGCUUGUUUGAGUAAUCUUACUUCUCUAAGAGGUAUCGACCUAGGUUUUAACGGAUUAACAUCCACAAUUCCGUUGACAUUGUGGAGCCUUACAUAUAUCCUGAGCAUAAAUUUGUCGUCAAACUAUCUUCAAGGCUUUCUUUCACCAGAUAUUGGAAAUUUGAAGGUUGUGAUUACAAUAGAUGUGUCAAUGAAUCAACUAUCAGGUGAUGUUCCAAGCACCCUGGGGGAACGCCAAAAUUUGGUGCAACUUUCCUUGACACAUAACAAAUUACAAGGAGCCAUUCCUCAGUCAUUUGGAGGCUUGAUAAGCUUGGAAUACUUGGAUCUAUCUGAUAAUAACUUGUCAGGGGAGAUUCCGAAGUCGCUUGAAGGACUCUUGUACCUUAACUAUUUGAAUCUGUCCUUCAACAGACUAGAAGGGGAAAUUCCUGCUGGAGGACCCUUCGUUGCCUCAGUAGUUCUUAUCUUCGCCAUCUUAUUUGUCAUCAUAAGACGUCGAAAGAGAAAUCAAAGACAAGAUGCUGUUGAAGAUCCGCCUCUUGCAGUAUUGAGAAAAAUUUCCUACCAAGAACUUUAUCAAGCAACAGAGAGAUUUAGUGAAAGUAACUUGCUUGGCACUGGGAGUUUUGGUUCAGUUUUCAAAGGAACACUUCGAGAUGGGACAGCGGUUGCAGUAAAGGUUUUCAAUUUCCAACUGGAAGGAGCAUUCAAGAGUUUUGAUGUUGAAUGUGAGGUUAUGCGAACUGUAAGACAUCGUAAUCUAGUAAGAAUCAUUACUAGUUGCAGUAACCUUGAUUUCAAGGCCGUGGUAAUGGAGUUCAUGCCGAAUGGGAGCCUUGAGAGGUGGCUAUAUUCUGAAGAACAUUUGUUGGAUUUCCAACGAAGAUUGAACAUCAUGAUUGAAGUCGCAUCAGCAUUGGAAUAUCUUCAUCACGGUUAUUCAACACCGAUUGUCCAUUGUGAUUUAAAACCUGCCAAUAUCUUGCUAGAUGAAGAAAUGGUCUCUCAUGUGUGUGAUUUUGGCAUUGCAAAACUUGUUGGUGAAGCAGACUCUACAGCACAGACCAUGACACUAGCUACUAUUGGAUAUAUGGCACCUGAGUAUGGAUCACAAGGAAUUGUUUCCACUAAAGCUGAUGUGUAUAGUUAUGGAAUUUUGUUAAUGGAAACUUUUACAAGAUUGAAGCCCACAGAUGAAAUGUUCACUGAAGAAAGAACACUAAGGUGUUGGAUUGAGGAAACAUUACCAGUUUAUCCACUUGAAGUCUUGGAUGCUGCAUUGCUGGGAAGCAAGGAAGUGAAGACUGGUUCUAAGAAGGAUUGUGUGUCAUCCAUCAUGGAAUUGGCCCUCAAAUGCUCAGAAUUGUCACCUGAACACAGGUUGAACAUGAAAGAAGUCGGAGCUUCGCUCCAACAAAUCAGAAGAAAGUUUCUACAGGAUGUUGAGUACCAUUGACAUGCCAGCAUCAUUUCAUUUCAGUGGUUUCUUCCUAAUAAGCAUUGGUGAUUUGGUGUUCUAUACACUAAAGUUCUGCACUUCUGUACCAGCUUAUGUUACACAUUUUUUCCUGAAUUCCUCUAUUGAUUGGCCUUCUUCGUGGGUUUUUUUUUUCCCUAAAUUUAUCUUUAGACAUGUGAUAUGAGCCUAAACUCGGGUCAUGCAAAUAAAUUUCUUAUCAGAUAAU
This is a messenger RNA of Tripterygium wilfordii, 4153 nucleotides long. Its product is annotated as putative receptor-like protein kinase At3g47110. NCBI's taxonomy places the organism in Eukaryota, Viridiplantae, Streptophyta, Magnoliopsida, Celastrales, Celastraceae. The transcript has 8 exons. Gene Ontology annotation, biological process: protein phosphorylation. The coding region runs from base 685 to 3924 and encodes 1079 amino acids. The record is from RefSeq and is a predicted model, not a curated record. Gene Ontology annotation, molecular function: protein kinase activity; protein binding; ATP binding.